AGCCAAGUGGUAUGCCAGGGGGAGUUUGGGCCAGAAGUGUUUCCGCCUCAGAAAUUGAAGUGAAUUGGCAGGCUCUCUCCUUUACUCCUGAAAGAGUUCUCGGCUACGAGGUACAUUUCCUGUUUUAAAUGUAAAUGAAACAGCGAGUUUGUGCAACACAAUUACAAUGCCUGUCGUCACCUACAGUGUACCUCAAAGCCUCAACUUCAAAACGUCAUGUUCCCAUGGAAACGGCUGAUUUAAUUGAAUGACUUGUGUGGCAAAAUAUACAGGCCUUCACAGCAGCAUCCUGAGAGCACUUUGGCCCUUUUAAAGAAUACAAAGCUAAUUGCUGAUCUACCUGUUUUUUUACUUCCUGUCACCUGUACUCAACACCACAAACACAUAACGCAGGCUGUGUUUUUGGGCCAGAAACAUGCCAAGCAUUUAACCACUUUCCGGAACCUUAACCCUAAACCAUCGCUGCCAACUUUUGAAGAUAGUUUGGAGUGAGAUUUCCUAUCAUAAAUCUGAAUGCUCCACCCAAAAAGUUAAUUUCCUGCAAUUCUAUAUAUUUUCACACAGCUUUGGCCCAUGACCAGGUUGGAAUACGCAUAUUUUUAAAUCAGGAUUAAUUUAAAGUUGAAUACACACUCAAAUCUCAACAACUUGGUUUGAAGUUACUUAGAGAUUAUUUGGGCAUGAAAUUUGGAGUAGGCUAACUGGUGGAAAAUGCUAUGGCUAACCAUAGGAUGGAUUGCAGUCUCUCCUUGUCCAUAAGAAACAAACAUGUAAAUAUUUCAUUAAUUUGGAUGAACUAUCCCUUUAAAAUAGGAACGUAGAAAUUCCUACAUAGAGGUAGCUCCCCAAGAGGGUUGGCCACCCCUGAUCUAUGUUUCCCAAAUACUGGGGAUUUGAACAUGUUCAUGUGACAUUUGAUUUCUACAAAUUACCCCACAUUCAAGAAAGAUCUAAUGAAUAUCUAUCUUCAUGUGGUUGAGGCUGAUUUGCAAAACCUUUCCAUCAUCUUUCUUUACAUAGGCAAGAUCUUUUGCAUUUAUACCUACCAUAUCUGCCUAGCACCGUAUGCACAAUAAUACAAUGACAAAACAGGAUAUUUGAGGCAAGGGGGCAUUUCAAUAUAGCCUAUUGUCAUUUUAUGACAUAGCCUAUAUUCAGCACUGUCCAUAAAUGCUUACAAAAAUGAAUAGCCCUCAUUGAAUAGCCCUCAUUGAAUUUUUUAUCUAAGACAUAUUGACAUAUCAGAUUUCAAAUUGAAUUACACAAGCAAAAUUGGUAAAAAGUCAAAUAGAAAAAGUAUGGGGAAUAACAGUAGUGUUCUUGCUGAGAUAGGCACACCAAUUAGUCUAUAUUUUAGCCCAUUGUAGGGGAUGGAUAUUGUUCUAAUGACUUAAAUCAGCUAUUGUGAAAGACCAAAUACAUUAAACAGACAAUAAGAUCUCCUGAAGACAAGAUGAUAUAGCCAACCCAAUUAUCUUUCAAUGUAUUGCCCCCUCCUCCCCCCACUAGAAUCAGUUUGGGUUCACAAUCUGUUUGGGCAAAAUUAUAUUCAUAAUACAGUAAGACAAAUCAGGUCACCCUUCCAAAAUUCCUGCUGAACAAACAAGGUGAAUAAUGUAACCUAUGGAUCUGGGCUAAUGCAAGUGGUGAAUUAAAUCACUAUGGUAGGCUAUAUUAUCACAUGCUGUCAAAAGGAAGCAUUUUGCGACAGGGGCAGGAGUGACAGCAAAUUAAUUUGUUGACAAUUAUGUGUACGAAAACAGUGCUACAAGUUGCUGUGCUGCUCUUUGAUAAUUGAGUUCAUAAACUUUGUUCAGUGUAGAACGAACGUGCUUGUCCAGUCUGUCGUGUCUGCCUUCUCCACUCUAAUCGUGGGAGGUCUUUCUUUACUAACGCGCAUCCAAUCGCCUUUGUCCCGGACCCUUACUAAACCAAUCACAAGCUUAAAUUUGCUGCGGUUCACAGUGCGGUGGCAGGAAAAUUAUGUAUCUCCCAGGUGAAGCUGCCGCGGUUGAAAAGUCAAUGCCCUGAAUAUUCACUGGAUUAAAUAGAAAAUAGAAGCAGUACUUUUUCCAAUGCGUGAGAAAUAAGGGGUGUGGCGUGUGAAGAGGGUCAAAUGUGUGUGUCUCACGCCCAAUGUGUGAGAAUUGGCAGCACUGCCCUAAACUUAACCUUAAACCUAACCUUAACCAAGUUCUUGCUUAAAGCAUCACUCUUCGGGAUUCAUGAAAAUAAUUACCUUGAGCGAGGCGGGAGUAAAAGGCAUAUAGCCAAUCAGAGCUCAGAAUUAGCAUAAACCAAAUCCCCAGUUUGAGAUGUAUCCACAUGUCCACAAGUCUGUAACAUCGGAUGGUUGUUUAUUCAGUGUGUCAAUGUGUUUGCUUCUGUCCCUAUUCAAGUAAUACAUUAAAAGAUAAACUCCCAUUUCCUCCCAUUUCAACAGGUGGUGUACUGGGAGGAUGACACCAAGCCAGAGACAAUGGGGAAAGUGAGGGUACCUGGGAGUCAAAUCUCGGUCACUGUCAGUGGCUUAGGGCGAAACACUCAGUAUUUUCUCACAGUCAGCGCUUUCAACACAGCUGGUACUGGCCCUUUCCUCCCAGCCAUCAACGCCACCACCAAGAAAUCACGUAGGUGUCUUGAACACACUAAAAUACGGACCUAGACGGUCAAUGGAGGGAAUUCCAUCAAUUGCUCAGCAAAAGGGAACAUUUGUUAAUAAACUGGACAAAGGUGUAGUGGACAGAGGGUGUAGGGUUCUCCAUUCUAUGUAGGGUUCUAUUUCAGCACGUUUACUUUUUGUCACGGCAGUGGUUGGGAAAUAGCUCUUAUUUAAAGGUCAAUUCUAACUGCAUGGUGGGUAGCUGUCAGGAGAAAAGUGUGUUGAGUAGAAUGAGCCAGGCCAUAGAGAUACAAUGACUGGUGAUGAUGACUGGGAGAGGUCAUGACUUGUUAUGGUAACAUACAAAGAAACUUAAUGACAGAAUGCUGCUUGUGUCCAACAGCACCUGGACAACCUCCUCUAAAUGUUGAGUGGACCUUGAUUGGCUCCCAGAUCACUAUAUACUGGGAGCCGGUGGUAGCCAUGGAAACAGAGUCAGAGGUCACCGGUUAUCAGGUGAGUUUAUAUUAUCCUCAGACUUCCCACUUACUUCAAAACUAGUAAUGGCAAAUUAGUCCAGCUACAUAUUUAUCAAUAUCUGCUGUACUUAUUGAUCAAUACCUACAUAUUUCCGUUAUGUCCAGGAAGAAUCACAUACCUUGCGUGGUCGUCUGGUCCACCACCUUGUAUAGUUUCUAAUGAUAAAUCCCAUCCUAAUUCUUCACCAGACAGAGAGAACUUGCUGAUAAUGAAGAAUGCUACUCCAUGUUUUCUCUUUUUCCCCCAUCAGCUGUCUUAUAGGAGUCUGAAACAUAAGGAAGAGAACAUGCUCUUGACAAACAAUUCCACAGCCGAGCUGACCCUUGUUGACGACGACGACUAUGUAAUUCACAUCAGGUCGCUGAGCGAGGGAGGGCUCGGCCCAGCCACAGAUCCCAUCCGCAUCCACAAACUAAGUAAGCUGCUCAUAAUGUGAAGCAUUAACUAAUCUGGGUUCAGCUAAAAUAUAUUUGUUAAUGAAGAUAUUAACAAAAUACAACAGGCCCUUGGACUAACUUAAUGUGACAAUGUGACGUUUCAAUCCCCAUCGGGACUGGGUCAGGUUAUUAGAAAUGGAUGGAUCUUGGAAAUGUUUUGUAGAUUUAAUACGAUCUGCGCACAAAGGAGAAGCAAGUUCGGAGGGACCAAGAGUCUUGUCUCAGCUUAUAUCCAAAACUAGUUGUAUCUACAGUUGAAGUCGGAAGUUUACAUACACCUUAGCCAAAUACAUUUAAACUCAGUUUUUCACAAUUCCUGACAUUUAAUCCUAGGAAAAUGUCCCUGUUUUAGGUCAGUUAGGAUCACCACUUUAUUUUAAGAUUGUGAAAUGUCAGAGUAAUAGUAGAGAGAAUGAUUUAUUUCAGCUUUUAUUUCUUUCAUCACAUUCCCAGUGGGUCAGAAGUUUACAUACACUCAAUUAGUAUUUGGUAGCAUUGCCUUUAAAUUGUUUAACUUGGGUCAAACGUUUCGGGUAGCCUUCCACAAGCUUCCCACAAUAAGUUUGGUGAAUUUUGGACCAUUGCUCCUGACAGAGCUGGUGUAACUGAGUCAGGUUUGUAGGCCUCCUUGCUCACACACGCUUUUUCAGUUCUGCCCACAAAUGUUCUGUAUGAUUGAGGUCAGGGCUUUGUGAUGGCCACUCCAAUAUCUUGACUUUGUUGUCCUUAAGCCAUUUUGCCACAACUUUGGAAGUAUGCUUGGGGUCAUUGUCCAUUUGGAAGACCCAUUUGCGACUAAGCUUUAACUUCCUGACUGAUAUCUUGAGAUGUUGCUUCAAUAUAUCCACAUUAUUUUCCUUCCUCAUGAUGCCAUCUAUGCUGUGAAGUGCACCAGUCCCUCCUGCAGCAAAGCACCCCCACAGCAUGAUGCUGCCACCCCCGUGCUUCACGGUUGUGAUGGUGUUCUUCAACUUGUAAGCGACCCCCUUUUUCCUCCAGACAUAACGAAGGUCAUUAUGGCCAAACAGUUCUAUUUUUGUUUCAUCAGACCAGAGGAAAUUUCUCCAAAAAGUACGAUCUUUGUCCCCAUGUGCAGUUGCAAACCGUAGUCUGGCUUUUUUAUGGCGGUUUUGGAGCAGUGGCUUCUUCCUUGCUGAGAGGCCUUUCAGGUUAUGUCUAUAUAGGACUCGUUUUACUGUGGAUAUAGAUACUUUUGUACCUGUUUCCUCCAGCAUCUUCACAAGGUCCUUUGCUGUUGUUCUGGGAUUGAUUUGCACUUUUCGCACCAAAUGACGUUCAUCUCUAGGAGACAGAACGCGUCUCCUUCCUGAGUGGUAUGACGGCUGCGUGGUCCCAGGGUGUUUAUACUUGCGUACUAUUGUUUGUACUGAUGAACGUAGUACCUUCAGGCGUUUGGAAUUGCUCCUAAGGAUGAACCAGACUUGUGGAGGUCUACAAUUUUUAUUCUGAGGUCUUGGCUGAUUUCUUUUGAUUUUCCCAUGAUGUCAAGCAAAGAGGCACUGAGUUUGAAGGUAGGCCUUGAAAUACAUCCACAGAUACACCUCCAAUUGACUGAAAUUAUGUCAAUUAGCCUAUCAGAAGCUUCUAAUGCCAUGACAUACAUUUCUGGAAUUUUCCAAGCUGUUUAAAGGCACAGUCAACAUAGUGUAUGUAAACUUCUGACCCACUGGAAUUGUGAUACAGUGAAUUAUAAGUGAAAUAAUCUGUCUGUAAACAAUUGUUGGAAAAAUUACUUGUGUCAUGCACAAAGAAGAUGUCCUAACCGACUUGCCAAAACUAUAGUUUAACAAGAAAUUUGUGGAUUUGUUGAAAAACGAGUUUUAAUGACUCCAACCUAAGUGCAUGUAAAUUUCCGACUUCAACUGUAUAUUAUGUGAGUGCAUAUUACCAUUAUAUUACCAUCAGGUAGUUACAGCUGAGAUAGCACUGGAAACACUGUUUCCAUCAAGCUGAAAACAGUUUUUCAACAGUUUUUCUCUAGAUUAAGUCAUUUAGGAACUUGAUAAUUUAGCCAAGAGACUUUUCCCUCUUUUGGGCUCCGCAGGCUCGUAUUUUGCUGAAAUAUGCAGCACAAUCUAUCUCUGUCACUAAGUUUCGCUUCCCUUCUCUCUGGAUACUAUAUUACCUUCCUGGGAGACUACAGGAGGAGACCUCUUCCUUUCCUUUAAAUGCUAAUUAGAGGUUCAAGCAGCGAAGCUCGCUUGGGUCCCCCUAAAGGCUAGAGCCAGCACUGUUUAUUGUUUUUGUUGAAGUUCAUUAUUAGGAGAUCAAGCAGCAAAGCUUCGAGAAACCCUCUCAUGCAAUGCCAUGCCAGUUGGCCAGAUGGUGGCGCUAUAACACACAAUUGAAAAUGAUUUUUUUUUAAGCUAAUGCCCCUCACCCCGUUUGACCUAGAGUCGCAAAAUUCGGUACAUAGGUUCGCCAUUAUGGAUUUUCCACCAUUUAGAAUUUUGUGGGAAACACUUUAAUGACAUCUCCUCCGGAAGCACUGGGCUGACCUGGAUGGAACUUGAUAUAUAGCAUCUAUGGACCAAGGUCUCCCAAAACAACAUUUAUCUGACUAGUAUCUCAAACAACAUCACAUUUACAUUUACGUCAUUUAGCAGACGCUCUUAUCCAGAGCGACUUACAGUUAGUGAGUGCAUACAUUUUUUCAUACUGGGGAUCGAACCCACAACCCUGGCGUUGCAAACACCAUGCUCUACCAACUGAGCUACACAGGUUGUUAUGGACAAAUAAACAUUAAAGUGACCUGACGCAUAAAUGCAUAUGAAUCCGACAUGGAUAUUUAUAUUGUAACAAAACUUGAUACAACAACUGUGGGAAGCCUUGGAGUCAACAUGGGCCAGCAUCCCUGUGGAACAAUUUUGACACCGCCUAGUCCAUGCCCCGAUGAAUUGAGGCUGUCCUGAUGGCAAAAGGCAGCAAACUCAAUAUUAGGAAGGUGUUCCCAAUGUUUUGUACACUGUGUAUACCCGUUGAUUCUUGAAGAAUAUAACUUAUAUAUGCCUCCAUGAGCUUAGUUCAACUGUCGUACCCCAUCAGAACCCAAGAUAUAAGCUUGUUUUACUCCAAUGUUGUAAACAAUGUAAAUGUAAACAAACACUGUAUAGCCUCAAAACAUGGUUAAAAGUACACUGAACAAAAAUAUAAACUCAUUAUGCAACAAUUUCAAAGAUUUUACUGCGUUGCAGUUCAUAUAAGGAAAUCAGUCAAUUGAAAUAAAUUCAUUUGUCCCUAAUCUAUGGAUUUCACAUGAUAGGGAAUACAGAUAUGCAUCUGUUGGUCACAGAUUCCUUUAAAAAGAAAGUAGGGGUGUGGAUCAGAAAACCAGUCAGUAUCUGGUUUGACCACCAUUUGCCUCAUUCAGCACGACACAUCUCCUUCACAUAGAGUUGAUCAAGCUGUUGAUUGUGGCCUAUGUAAUGUUGUCCCACUCCUCUUCAAUGGCUGUGCGAAGUUGCUGGAUAUUGGAGGGAACUGGAACACACUGUCGUACACGUCGAUCCAGUGCAUCCCAAACAUGCUCAAUGGGUGACAUGUCUGGUGAGUAUGCAGGCCAUGGAAGAACUGGGACAUUUUCAGCUUCCGGGAAUUGUGUACAGAUCCUUGCGACAUGGGGCCGUGCAUUAUCAUACUGAAACAUGAGAUGAUGGCGGCAGAUGAAUGGCACGACAAUGGGCCUCAGGAUCUCGUCACGGUAUCUCUGGGCAUUCAAAUUGCCAUCGAUAAAAUGCAAUUGUGUUCUUUGUCCGUAGCUUAUGCCUGCCCAUACCAUAACCCCACCGCCACCAUGGGGAACUCUGUUCACAAUGUUGACAUCAGCAAACCGCUCACCCACACGAUGCCAUAAAGUUGAAACCGGGAUUCAUCCUUGACGAGCACACUUCUCCAGAGUGCCAGUGGCCAUCGAAGGUGAGCAUUUGCCAAAUGAAGUCGAUUACGAUGCCGAACUGCAGUCAGGUCAAGAUCCUGGUGAGGACGACGAGCACGCAGAUGAGCUUCCCUGAGACAGUUUGUGCAAACCCACAGUUUCAUCAGCUGUCCGGGUGGCUGGUCUCAGAUGAUGCCGCAGGUGAAGAAGCCGGAUGUGGAGGUCCUGGGCUGGCGUGGUUACACGUUGGUUGGACGUACUGCCAAAUUCUCUAAAACGACCAUUGGAGGUGGCUUAUAGUAGAGAAAUGAACAUUCAAUUCUCUGGCAACAGCUCUGGUGGACAUUCCUGCAGUCAGCAUGCCAAUUGCACGCUCCCUCAACUUGAGACAUCUGUGGCAUUGGGUUGUGUGACAAAACUGCACAUUUUAGAGUGGCCUUUUAUUGUCUCCAGCACAAGGUGCACUUGUGUAAUGAUCAUGCUGUUUAAUCAGCUUCUUGAUAUGCCACACCGGAUAGGUGGAUGGAUUAUCUUGGCAAAGGAGAAAUGCUCACCAACAUGGAUGUGAACUAAUUUGUGCACAAAAUUUGAGAGAAAUAAACCUUAUCUGGGAUCUUUUAUUUCAGCUCAUGAAACAUGGGACCAACACUUUACAUGUUGCGUUUAUAUUUUUGUUCAGUAUAUAAUUUUUACAUCAUGGCUGGUCAGUCCUUAUAUCCAUAGCUCUGUCUAUGAAUUUGAGAGUGGUUACAUUUCUCCAGGCCCAUCCCUCAGCUUUUUACCAAAACAGAGGCGGGGUGCCGCUUUAUUAUUGUUUCAACUAAGGAUGUAGCUUUAAGGAGUACAGAAGUAGCUCAUCGAGAAUCCAUUUUGUCCUGAUAGUGGCGCUGUGGUGCCAUGAGGUUUGAACCCCGCAAUGGCUGCUUGCAGCUAUAUUUUGUAAUAUUGAUAUUCUGUGUUGAGCCACUGAAAAGGAUGGAGAGGAUUGCAUUCCAAACUGGCCUUUUCUAUAAAAUUUCAUUUCAGAUACGAAAUGUUUCCCCCCCUCUAUUGAAAUAUAGAGAAAUCCUGUAUUUGUACUUCUUUUUUGUUUUCAAAAUCAUAUUAGCAGGACAUGGGUGGUGCAGGAAGUGCCCCUGGAGACCAGGGUUCGAUUCCCUAGUCCCAUCCCUUCACUAUUCGAUCUGUCUGCCUCUCAUAACUGCUAUCUAUUGCUCUAUUAUAUAAAAACAAGAACAAAAAUAGGAGAACAAAAAAAUCACAUACGAAAGAACAUUACAUGGGUCAAAUACCUAAGACGAGGUAUUAUCUCUGUUUCAUAAAUCCUUAAUGUUGGCGUUGUGCUUUGUUCUAGGUAUGAGUGCGCGAGGCUCGAGGGCCUGGAGUCUGAACACAUCCCCUGUCUCUCUGCUCCUCACCAUCGCAUUGUCAACGUUCAGGUCUACAUCG
Molecule: messenger RNA, 8923 nt
Organism: Coregonus sp. 'balchen'
Lineage: Eukaryota; Metazoa; Chordata; Actinopteri; Salmoniformes; Salmonidae
Source: the annotation of a GenBank genome assembly